AGGAGGCUUAUUAGAGGAAUCCCCAGAAUACCAGAGAGAGAGCGAGAGACAGACAGAGACAGAUCAUUUAGUGGAAAAGAGACUGAGAAGAUUGUGACAGAAGGACGAGCAGAAGAACGCCAGAACAGGGGGGACAACUAAGUCGUGGAGCAAAAGCAGGUGUCGCAGAGGGUCCUGUUCGCUUCCCCAGGUCCUGUCUUGCGCCAUGAGCUGUCCAAGGCCCCCCGGGGGGCUCGGAGAAGAAGCAAAGCUCAGGGGGUCCCCGAGAAAGGAGCAGGACCUGAGGAGCACGGCAAUCCUGCACCAGCAAAGGCGUCUCAAGCAAGCCACUCAGUUUGUGCACAAAGACUCUGCUGAUCUGCUGCCGCUGGACCAGCUCCGGAGACUGGGAACCUCUAAAGACCUGCAGCCUCACAGUGUGAUCCAGAGACGUCUCCUGGGGGGAAGCCCUGUGAAGGAAACAAGCAGCUUGAUCCCACCAUUCCCCCUGUGUGAUCCGGGGACGCAGCCUCCAGAGGAAGGAGUUACAGCAGCCAGGUUCUGUGAACCAGACACCAAUCCAGCCCAGCAGAGGGAUGACCAGCAGCUGCUCCCUGACCCACCUGAGGAGACAGCGGCAGGCUGGAAAGGACGCCCCUUGCUCAUCCCCUGUCAGGUGCGUACUCAGGACGUCAUCGCUAAGUUGUGCAUUGAGCGACAAGAGAACUUCAUCUCCAAAGCAUGUGUGACAGGACUGGGGUUGGAAGUCACGAAUGGUUCCCCAGAGCGGCUGACUGUGGACAUUGGUCUGGGGUGUGAGAGUCUGACAAUCCUGGCGGUAAUAGUGGAUGACAACAGUGCCGACUUCUGCAUCGGCUUAGACACGCUUGUAACACUCAAGAGUUGCAUUGAUCUGGAGCACGGUGUCCUGAAAACUCCAUCGCAAGAGAUCUCGUUUCUGACCUCUCUACACAGCCACCCAAUGGCAUCAAAGACUGAAGCUGAGCUCAAUUCCAGCGAGCAGUGAGGCGCCGCCUACUGGUCAAGGGGCAACACUGCAAAUCCAAAGCACAAGUACCAUGCUUAAUACAUCUACUUCAUGGACACGUUCAGCGUCACCACUGCCAACAAAGAGCGGUGUGCCGAGAGGAAAAACUGGGGUGGAAAUACUUUGGAAUGGGGCACAAGACCUCGAUGUUGCUUUUAUUCACUGCAAGACACCAUGGACCAGACAUAAGUGACCCAUAUAUACCCAUCCAUUACCGCUCUUUAUAAAGAAAAUAAUUUUUCACGUA
Pseudophryne corroboree (corroboree frog) is the source of this 1274-nucleotide messenger RNA. RefSeq names its product nuclear receptor interacting protein 2 (gene NRIP2). Bases 206 to 1006 code for a protein of 266 amino acids. The record is from RefSeq and is a predicted model, not a curated record. Lineage: Eukaryota; Metazoa; Chordata; Amphibia; Anura; Myobatrachidae. The transcript is spliced from 6 exons.